AUGAACGAGAAAACCAACAUGAGUUCUCGAAAAGAUGUUGACGGCAAAGAGAACGAAGCGAUGGCUCUGGACUUGCAACGGACCAUGUCUGGGAAGCAUGAUCAGACGCAGGUCUCCGACCAGAAGCUUGAACAAAACUUCAACGUCUUCUCCCUUAUUUCUACGGCAACAUCUCUGAUCGCAACAUGGGAAGCACUUGGGUCUACAAUGGCCACCGGCCUCAUAUCUGGAGGCCCAGUGUCUCUGGUGUAUGGAUACCUACUCGCGAUCAUAGGGACAUUGGCAACAGCGUUGUCUCUUUCAGAAUUGGCCUCCAUGUACCCAUCGGCUGGAGGCCAGUACUACUUCGUCGUCCAACUUGCUCCCAAGAAAUUCAGAGCAGCAUGGGGAUAUGCCUCGGGAUGGAUCUGCAUAUUCGCCUGGCAGACCUUCACUGCGGCUGCACCGUUCCUCGGCGCAACGAUGAUUCAAGGUCUCGUCGUACUCAACUACCCGAGCUACUCGUAUGAGAGGUGGCACGGAACGUUGAUAUAUUGUGCCUUCCUUGGGCUUGCAGCACUUGUUAAUGUUUUCGCUAUCAGAAUCAUGCCUCUAAUUUUGCAUGCGACAUUCGCGCUGCACGUCGGAUUCUGGAUCGUGCUGAUCAUUGUCAUCUGCGUUAUAUCGCCCAGCAAAAAUUCCGCGGAAUUCGUCUUCACUACUUAUAUCAACGAGUCGGGAUGGAGUAGUGACGGCGUAGCUUUCAGCAUUGGUUUGCUGAGUAGCACAUACGUGCUUGCGGGAUACGACAGCGCGACCCAUCUCACCGAAGAGAUCAAAGACCCCGAACGCAACGUUCCGCGAGCCAUGUUGGCAUCAAUCAUCAUCAACGGCGCACUAGGAUUCGGGUUCCUGCUCGUCGUCCUGUUUUGUAUGGGCGACAUCACCGAAGCGAUGGAAACGACAACCGGAUACCCCAUCAUCGAGAUCUUCUACCAGAUCAGUCGCAGCAAGGCUGCGGCGUCAGCCAUGACCUGCGCCCUCAUAGCCAUAGCGGCAUUGGCAACAGUACCUCUUCUUCUGACAGCAUCUCGAAUGCUGUGGUCUUUCGCCCAGGACGCUGGACUACCUUGCUCGAAAACGCUAUCCCGAGUUGACAGCAAACAUCAUGUACCUCUACCAGCGAUAGCGGUCACCAGCGUCUUUCUCAUUUUGAUCGGCCUCUUAAACAUCGGCUCUACUACCGCUUUUAACGCCAUCGUAUCAUUAGGCACAGUCGGCCUGUACAUCUCAUACUUGAUGCCGAUAUUGCUCAUAUGUUACCAGCGGAUCGCUCGUCCGAGAUCACUACCAUACGGUCCCUUUAGACUUGGAAGACUCGGUGUGGGUGUCAACCUUGUUUCUAUCAUUUACACUAUCUACGUGUCUAUCUUCCUUCUUUUUCCGCCAUAUCAACCUGUCACGGCUCAGAACAUGAACUACGCACCGGUCGUUCUGGGAGGUGUUCUGGUGUUGAGUGCUGUGUGGUGGUUUGUCAGAGGGAAGAGGCAGUUCGUUGGGCCCGUGUUUGAUACGAUUGAAGGCCGGCCCGCACUGGAUGAUGCGAGAGUUUAG
Molecule: messenger RNA, 1593 nt
Organism: Alternaria conjuncta
Lineage: Eukaryota; Fungi; Ascomycota; Dothideomycetes; Pleosporales; Pleosporaceae
Exons: 5
Coding region: 1-1593 (530 amino acids)
Biological process (GO): transmembrane transport
Cellular component (GO): membrane
Molecular function (GO): transmembrane transporter activity
Source: RefSeq, a predicted model, not a curated record